This is a messenger RNA of Kwoniella mangroviensis CBS 8507, 1332 nucleotides long. RefSeq lists its product as uncharacterized. The transcript has 11 exons. The record is from RefSeq and is a predicted model, not a curated record. Gene Ontology annotation, cellular component: nucleus. Gene Ontology annotation, molecular function: DNA-binding transcription factor activity, RNA polymerase II-specific; transcription cis-regulatory region binding; zinc ion binding. The coding region runs from base 1 to 1332 and encodes 443 amino acids. Gene Ontology annotation, biological process: regulation of DNA-templated transcription. NCBI's taxonomy places the organism in Eukaryota, Fungi, Basidiomycota, Tremellomycetes, Tremellales, Cryptococcaceae.
AUGUCAGCAUACCAGACCUAUCCACAGCAAGGUGGGAGAAACUUGCCAGGUGCCCCCAGCGAGAGAUCAGCCGCUUCAGAGGAUGAUGGAGAGGAGGAGAGGGAUCUACCUCCUUCAAAAGGCAAUGGGACGGCCGCUCCGAGUAAUCUUGCGCCCAGAAAAUUUUCGCCUUUCGCUUACCCCCUCCUCCAGGAUUACUGUCACCGGAUGAAGAUGAAAUGUAUCGGUAAGGAGAAUCCACCGUGUAAUCGGUGUAGGCAAAGCAAACAUCCAUGUACUUUUGAUGGACCGAGGAAAUCCAAGUCGUCUAAAGUUGAAGACCGAUUACGCCUGGUGGAAGCACAGAUCGGGGCCAUGCAAGGGAAUCUACAAGAGUUGUUGCAGCUGCAAAGAGGUGCAGCUGCUGUUGCCGCGGCGAACACCCAUCCAUCCACCACGAAUGACUUUGAUGCAAACUCCCCUGUUCACCUCGGUCAGCGGCAUCACUCAUCCCAGACCGCUCAUGGACCAUUGGGCCCGCCUCCUUGGGGAGCACCACCUCAUCACCCUCACCGAUCUCGUGCCGUUCCAUCUCCCGGUCCUUCCGAUGAGGAUGAGCCUAUCGAUCCCCUCAAAUCGGCGUAUGCAGCUGCACCAUGGGCAAAUAUGCUUCACCUGGCCGAAGCUGCAAGACUGAAAGCGGAUUCGCACAUCGGCGGAGAUGAUGAUCAAGGAUUCCGACCGAAGGUGAUCUCUCCUCGCUACGAUGUGCUCGAUGAUGUGCAAAGAGCGAGAAAGCGACCUCGCACAUUGAGCGCCGUAGGGGAUGAUGCUCCUUCUGUUCACAUCAGUCUCAACGAAAGAGGACCCAAUGGAUCACCAGAUCCGGUCGAUCUAGGAUGGUGUACAUUGGAGAAGGGGAGACAAUUCUUCGAACGGUGUGGUGUCUACAUGCCUUGUUUCGAUCCAGAAUAUGACACGUGGGACAGUCUGCGAAAACGAUCUCCAUUCGCGAUAACGACGAUCAUAGCAGUGGUCACAAAAUGCGAGGAUGCAGCUGGCCCUCCCAGUGAACUCCAGCUGAAAAGUAGGGAACAUGCGGAGAAAAUGGCCAUGCACUCCCUCUUUACUCCUGUUUCUAGGAUCGAGAUUGUACAGGCGAUGAAAACAUUCUGGAGACCAGGUGGCCAUGCAAUUCGGAUGGCAAUGGACAUGGGAUUGCACAAGUCGCUGGCGUAUCUGGUGGAAGCUGGUAUGGGUGCUGGAAAAACGCCGGAGCAGGUCGAGGCGGACAGACUGAUCGUUGCCGGAGCUAGAGUUUGGCUUACGCUCUUCAAGAUGGAAUACGAGUGA